Messenger RNA from Paramecium tetraurelia, 1623 nucleotides. RefSeq lists its product as uncharacterized. Lineage: Eukaryota; Ciliophora; Oligohymenophorea; Peniculida; Parameciidae. Gene Ontology annotation, molecular function: DNA-binding transcription factor activity, RNA polymerase II-specific; RNA polymerase II cis-regulatory region sequence-specific DNA binding. The record is from RefSeq and is a predicted model, not a curated record. Gene Ontology annotation, cellular component: nucleus. The transcript has 4 exons. Gene Ontology annotation, biological process: regulation of DNA-templated transcription.
AUGCAAACUGAGACAAAGGAAGUAAAACUAGCAGGGAGUUGUGAGAUGGAAGACUUAAUAAGUAUGUUUAAGUAAGUUAUUCUUCAAGUCUAUCCAUACGAAGUAGUGAAUCAGCAUUUCUGUACUUUUGUAGAGAAUACAAAAGAGUUCGUGGAAACAAGAGAAUAAUUAAGUAAAAUAGGUGCAAAUCUUCGAUUAAAGCUUGACAAUUGGCCUACAAUUGAUGAAGCGAAAAUGUUAUUCUAAAUAAACAUGUAUUUCAAUUAUAGACUAAAUUAUUAUAGCUAGAAUGCUAGAAGGAGAAGUGUAAAAUGGAAUGACACUGAUAAGCGUUUAUUCUAUUGGAUAGUUAUUCGAUAUUGUUUGGUGAAAGACUUAAGUUCACUUACACCUUCUGAGUGGAGAGAUAUUGCUAAAAUGAUACUUGGACGUAAUGCCCAUUAAUGCAGACUCAAAUGGGAACAAAAAUACAAGAUUUCCCUUUCCGAAGCUCCAUGGACUGAGGAAGAAGAUUAGCUUUUACAACAAGUUCAUGAAGAAUUCAGUAGAUUAGGGAAGGAGAACAAGUGGUCUCAAAUAGCCAGAGAGAUUUACAAGAGAUCUCCUAAUAAGAUAUUUAGACAGCCAAAACAAUGUAGAGAAAGAUGGAUUAAUAGAUUGGAUCCAAAUAUUUGCAAUGAACCAUGGUCAAAAUAGUAAGAGAUCGAUUUAUUGAAGACCAUUUUGAUAAGAGGCAAAAAGUGGUCGGAAUUAUCAGCCUUGUAUGGUAGAGUAAGAACUGAAAAUUCAUUGAAGAACAAAUACAACUCUCUUUUAAAAAAGGAAAAACUAAAAUACGAAUUUGAAACUAUAAACCCUUAAUUAUUUGCGAAAGUUCAAUAAUUAAGAAUGGAUUAUGCAAAGAAGUAUGGUAAUAUUACACCCAUCGAAGAAAUUGAUAAUUACGAAUGGCAAUUUAUUGUUUUGGCCAUUCAAAGCUUAUAUAUUGAUUUAUGCGUUUAAGAGGGUAAAUACCAAGAAGCUUAGAAAAUUAAAAACGAUGACUUUUUUGAUUUGUUUCACAAUGAAAUCACUUCGAAUGCUAGUAGAAAUGGCAUUUUAUAUAAAAAACUCUUAAACAUAAAAAGAGUGGACAAUUAAUUCCAUGUUGAGAAUGAUAGAUCAGGAGUUGUAAUUUUCAAUAAAAAAACUAAAAACAUAUUUAUAUCUCCAUUUAACACAUUGGAUUUUCAAGGACUCAUACUCAAACAUCUCUAUAAAUCUGUUAAAAGCGAAGAAAACAACAGCAAAUGUCCCACUUUAACUUAAUCAGAUCACAAUAUGCUAUUUCUAUAAAAGUCAAUUGAUGAUAUUAAUAGACAAAGCAAUAUCUAACCAAUACUCUUAUUGGCUAACUAACCUUCAUUCAUGAUGCCUUUAGGCUAAAGUAUGAUCAAUAGUUAUUGGCUACCUCCAGUUUUGCCUUGUAUGUCGUAAUCCAUUGGUGGAUAUUAAUAAUAACAAUAAAACAUCUAAGAACAAGUAGCCUUAAACUUAAACAUUAAAGAAACGAAAAAACAAGCCAGUUUCGAUGAUUUAUUCGGAAAUGAUAUUAAAGUCGUUGAUUCAGAUGGUGAAAAAUGA